AUGAAGUACGAGUAUGAGAAUUAUGACCCUUCAUUCCCGGACCAACCGGUGGUUGAUGAAUACCUGCCGGUAUGGUCUAGGCUACCGGCAUUUGGGUCCAAGCCAGCAUUCAUUUGGGCUCAUGAUAACAACAAUAAGACCUUCCUAACCUACUCACAACUCAAUGCCUCAGUUGACCACAUCUCCUCCCACCUUCUCACUACUCCCACUCUUCAAAGAGGCGACACUCUCCUUCUUCUCUCUUCUCCAGGUCUUCACUUUGUUGAACUCAUCUUCGCUUCCCAAAGGGCUGGUCUUUUAUCUGUCCCUAUAGUCCCUCCUCACCCUUCUUUCGCUAAUGAAAAUUAUCACCACCUUCUUAGAGUUAUCUCGCAGACUAAACCCAAAGCUGCAGUUGCUCAUUCUUCUUACAUUUCAUGUAUCCAACGCUAUCUCUCUGAUCACAACAACAUUAAUUAUAAUCUUAAUCUUGUUCGUGCGUUACAAACCAUGAACUGGAUUUCCAUUGAGGACAUCAAGCAUGGUGCUAAUAAUAAUAAAAAUAAUGAUAAAUUUGGUGGAUCCCUAACAUACAAUGGUUGCAGGGAGAAUGAUGUGUAUCUUGUUCAGUACACUUCUGGCGCCACCGGGAUUCCGAAACCGGUUCUUGUAACGGCGGGUUCAGCCGCACAUAACGUCAGAGCUGCUAGGAAAGUCUAUGAUCUUCACCCAAACAGUGUUAUUGUUUCGUGGCUUCCUCAGUACCAUGACGCUGGCCUCAUGUUUUUGUUGUUAACCAUUGUUUCUGGUGCUACUUGUGUUCUUACUUCACCAACCUCGUUCAUCAAACGUCCCAGGUUGUGGCUUGAAUUGAUCUCUGAAUUCAAGGCCACGUGUACUCCGGUACCUUCUUUCACGUUGCCACUGGUUCUCAAACGUGGAGGAGUUGAUAAAGGAGUAUCUCCCAUUAAUCUUUCCCAUUUGAGGAACCUUAUACUCAUCAACGAACCUAUUUACAGAGACUGUGUCGAAGAGUUUGUUGGAGUAUUCGGUCCCUUUGGGUUAAGCUCUUGUGCCGUUUCUCCUUCUUAUGGUUUAGCUGAAAACUGCACCUUUGUUUCCAGUGCAUGGAGGAGUGAAAGUGACGCGUAUUCUUCUAGUAGCUUCCACGAUUUUCCAACUCACAACAAGCUUUUACCGGUUGCGAGACUAUGUAGGAAGGAGGAACAAGAAGACAUGGAAAUCGUGGUGGUUAAUGAAGAGACUCAUGAGCCGGUUGAGGAUGGUGUUGAAGGUGAGAUUUGGGUUUCAUCACCAAGCAAUGCUUCUGGAUACUUGGGACACCCUUCUUUGACGAGAGAAGUGUUCCAUGGAAGACUGAGGAACAUGGUUGGAAGAUGCUUUCUUAGAACACGUGACACAGGGAUUGUUAAAGGAGAGGGGAGAUACCUCUUUGUUACUGGAAGGUGUGAAGAUAUAAUCAAGCUCCAAAAUGGUGAAAAGAUUCAUCCUCAUUACAUUGAAUCUGCAGCGUAUAACAGUUGCACAAAGUUUUUGAGAGGUGGUUGUGUUGCGGCGUUUAAAGUUUCUGAAACAGUUGUUGCAGUGGUGGCGGAGUUACAGAGAACUGAGAAAGAGAUAAUGGUGGAUAAUGAGGUGUUGGGUAGCGUUUGUAAUGGGAUCAAAGAAAGUGUUUUGAAGAAGGAGAAUGUUCAAGUUGGGUGGGUUGUUUUGGUUAAGAGUGAAAGUGUUCCAAAAACCACUUCUGGGAAAUUGCAAAGAUGGCUUGCUAAGGAGAAGAUUCUUGGUGGGAAAAUGAAGGUUGUGAUGGAGAUGAAAUUUGGUGAUGAUGAUGUUAGUAGAAAUUUACCAACUGGGUCGUUACUUUCACUUCUCUGAUCACAUACAUAAAAACUGUUUGAUUAGUAAAGUAAUCUAUGACGAGUUUAUGUAUUAUUAUUACUGUUGCAGAUAUGCAUGAGAGAUGAGUGUAAAUACUAAAUAGUUGUUGAAGACUGAGUCUACACCGAUACCUGCGUAUUAUUGUAUGGUGUUUACUCUGAUACAUAUUUGGAUUCUGCAUAGAUAGAGGGAGAAAAAAAAAAGAAUAAAUACUAUUUUGUGAAUAAUCUAUAGUUGGAUUUUUUGAAUGUCAUACACUCCUAUUAUUGAAGGAUGGUGUGGAGAAUAGAAACAGAAAUUGAAAGGAGGUGGGACGAAGGUCAACUUCGACGUCCGUUUCUGAAAGUGGAUUCAUUGAGGAAGGUUUAGGAGAAGUAUACAGUCUGGUGGAGGCGACCUCACCCGAUAGUAAUAUCAGAAUCAGUAUAUUCGCUGGCGACUCGGAGAGAAAAGUGGAACCCUAGGCUUUACUCCAUUAUUGACUCUCCUUUGUCUCCUUUCCUCUCCCUCUGUCUAUCUCUCUCAAGGCUAGAAACCCUGAACUCUGGCAUUCGGUGCUGGCUUUCUGUCUCCCCAGUGUCCGUCGUCUCUCUGCUGUGUGUGGUUGUCUGAUCGGUGUGGACAAGUGGUAAUAUUCGUCUUUCUUAUAUGCUCUAAUUUUAGUGAUUUUUUUUGUUCAAAAUCAGAUGAAUAUAUG
Arachis stenosperma is the source of this 2578-nucleotide messenger RNA. RefSeq lists its product as uncharacterized. The transcript has 2 exons. Bases 1 to 1878 code for a protein of 625 amino acids. Lineage: Eukaryota; Viridiplantae; Streptophyta; Magnoliopsida; Fabales; Fabaceae. The record is from RefSeq and is a predicted model, not a curated record.